Mytilinidion resinicola is the source of this 700-nucleotide messenger RNA. RefSeq lists its product as uncharacterized. Gene Ontology annotation, molecular function: proton transmembrane transporter activity. The transcript has 3 exons. The record is from RefSeq and is a predicted model, not a curated record. Lineage: Eukaryota; Fungi; Ascomycota; Dothideomycetes; Mytilinidiales; Mytilinidiaceae. Gene Ontology annotation, biological process: proton motive force-driven ATP synthesis. The coding region runs from base 63 to 218 and encodes 51 amino acids.
UCGACUCCCACCCACCGCAAACCCAUCCCACACAUCUACUCCUUUCUCAAUCGAAAGGCACCAUGACGCUCCUCGGCAAGAAGUUCCCUGCGCCCAUCGCUAAGCCAAUGGCCCCGUUUUACAUUGCUGGCGUCGUCGUCCUUUACGGCAUUAACUCCUUCGCGAACGUGCUGGCAGGCAGUAUGUUUACCCUUUCUCUACACCCGAAGAUGCACUAGAUGCACUCGAGAGGAUAUGGGACGGAUGCAGAUGUCCGGAUAUUCAGAAGAAUAGGAAGCUAACAUGGCACUUUCUAGCCGAGGAGUUCGCGAACGACCCAAGGAACCCGGCAUUGAAGUCGAAGGGUGGUGCGAGUGAGGCGCACUAGAGAGCGUAGGGUGGAGGAAGCUACAUGGAGAGGCAUAGUGUACAACAGCUUUGCGGGCUAGGAAUGGCAUUUUGAGCGGAGCUGUAUAGAAGUCAUAACAAUGGAGAUAUUGCGGCUCUAGCUCUUGCCGCUUUCGUCCAUGAUGUUCGAGUACAUGCUGUUCGAGUUCAUUCUAAGAAGCUUUUUGCUUCUUUGGGUUGUAUGGAGCUAUCGUUGGAGGUACUCCAUGUGCUUUACUGAUCCUCAAAUUCAAAGUAAUUCAUGCUUUUGUCUCACGACCUUGCAGCCACCACCGUUACGGUAAGAACUCAAUGGCACAGGUGAAGACGUAAC